AUGGAGUCGGACAAGAUAUUGGACGCAGUCAGACGGGCAAGAGCCUUCAGGCUCUGCCUACGACGCAUCUGGGCUGUCGCUGCGAGCCUUCCGGACAAAGAAAAGAGCCUACCGACUCUCAUCCCAGCCCCUGACAUAUUUUCGGUUCCUGGUCACGACAGGCAGCAUCACGAGCAUGAGCAGUGCACUUUCGACUUCUGCGAGCACUCAAGAGUCGAUUUCACAUCCGUGGCACAGCACCAUGAGAAGUGUCCCAAGGACUGCGGCCAUUUUAUCUUCCCCUUGGAGCAGCUGGAAGAACGAGUGGAAGCCGGGAGACCCACGGCCUGGAAGUUGGACGAUCGGUCCUUACUUGACACCUCACAUCCAUACAUGGCGGUAUCACAUGUCUGGGCUGACGGUACUGGCGCAGGGACAUGGCGCCCAGGACAAGUGAACAAAUGUCUCUACACAUUCAUUUGCGACAUUGCCCGUCAUUUUCAGUGUGAGGGAUGCUGGUGGGAUACAAUCAGUAUCCCGCUAGACGACGAGAUUCGCGGCAAAGCACUCAACAACAUGCACAAUAACUAUGCCGACGCGAGGAUCACAUUGGUCCACGAUCUGUACCUUCGCGAAUGGGAGUGGGUCGAUGCCGAGACUGCUUGCUUCGCCAUCGCCAUGUCGCCCUGGUACAGCAGAGGAUGGACAUCUCUGGAACUUGCCAAAUCACACAAGGUCAAGAUCUUGUUCAAGGCAAGAAACGACGAGCAUGUGAUCAAGGACCUCGACGUUGACAUACUUGCCGAGAUUCCACCCUCCAGCCGUUAUCAUGCCACUGCAGAAUCUAUUCGUAAGCUGAGGAGUGCCAGCAUACAAAGCUUCGGCGACCUUCUGGCUAUCCUGGGUCCCCGCGACACAUCGAAACCCCGAGACGUUCCCAUUAUCUCGGGGCUUCUGGCCGGGGUGGAUGUAUCUGGAGGGCUAUCACAACAGGAGAUCUACCAACGAAUCCUACGCAAGCUGGGAAAGGUCGCUCAAGGCAACCUCUUCCACAACUCGGCAACCAUGUCAGCGCCCGGUUUCAGCUGGUGCCCAACAAACAUCUUAGACAUGCCUAUGGCCGAAAGCGACUCCGCGACCCUAGAACUUCUUGAGAAUGGCGACCUCGAGGGGAUGUGGAGAGUUCAUCCUGCUGACAGCGUCAACACGGAAGACUUCAUCUGGAAAGGCACACAUCCACUCACGCAAGUAUCCCUCAACUUGGCCUUAAACGACAAAAAUAAGGCUAGUCACAUUCUCUUGGUCGAGAAUGGGAAGUCCCAAAGGAGAGCCCUGCUUGUCAAGCCUAUGAUAAAUGAACAGGGACCAUUGCCAUUGCUUUGCUGUCAUUUUGUCGGACCAGUCUACUUCAGCUCUGCUCUGGAUGGGAGCAUCGAGAACGGAGAAUUUUUGGAAGCAAGAGUCAGGAUAGGCAGCACGGAUGGUAUGAAGGAGCUACCGUACGCAUGGAGCAGCGUGUUCUCGAUGGUCAAGAGUAAAAUAUUAGAGGGCAAAGCCUCUUCUCUGGAAGACACAGCAACGACCGGACGUGGAAUCCAAACUUCUCAAUCACAAGCUUCGUUUGAUGAGAACGAUACCAUCAAAAUGGGCUCAAAAAACUGGAAGGCGCUCUUAUAUUUUGAAGAGGAGGCAUCGAAAUCACUGUUUGAGAAGUCCUGGAUGCUUCAGUCCUCCGCGGACUCGGGUUCCAAGUUGCUAGAGGGCAUGGCACUGCACUUCAUGAACGGCAACGACAGCUCAAACUCCUCUGUGAAAGGCCAAGCACUAUUCUACGGGCAUCAAGACAUCAUCGACUAUAUCAUUCCUUGGCUCGACAAAGUCGAAGCUGGGUCGAUGAUGCUCCUAGCUCUCGACGAAGAUGACAAGAUCAGAGACGAUUCUGACGAUGAUCCAACAAGAGAUUUGCUUGCGAGCGAUGCACUCCUUCUAGCUAGUGCGCAGAAACAGGACAAAUGGGUCAAGCCUCUAGUCACACUGCUGUUGGAUAACAAUGCUCAGCAUAGCUCCAAUCUGUGCGGAGACACGCCACUACAUUUGGCCGUGGAGCACGGGUGUGUCGGAAUCGUCGAGAAUCUUCUGAAAAACCAGACAAAUCCGGCAGAUGCGGACGCGGUGAAUUCAAAAAAGCAAAGUGCAAUUCACAUAGCUGCCGAGAAAGGUCGCUCUGAUGUUGUCAGGCUCUUGGUAGAAUACAGCAAAAAUUUGAAUGCCCGAGACGAUGAAAUGGGAUGGACUGCAUUGCAUUUGGCAGCUCAGAAGGGGGAUGAAGAGAUGGUACAGCUUCUCCUGGACCGAGACGCGGAUCCAGAGCUCUCAGAUUGGAGUGAGAGUGAGGACACAGCGCUGCAUCAUGCGGCCAGGAGAGGCCACGAGGGCAUUGUGGAAGCUGUUCUAGACCAUGUUGUGAAUGACGAUUGGAAGUCAGCGAUAACCUCACACUCGACAGCCUCUGAUGGUGGCGAGAAUAUUGACGACAAGACCAACGGAGACACUGGCAAGAAGUUGGAUGGCGAGACCAACGACAAGGUCGGCGGGGAUAAUGACAGAAAGAGUGACGGGAAGAAUGAAGAGGGGAUGGAUCCUAAUGUCCCGAAUGGCCAGUCUCAGACAGCGCUGCAUCUGGCAGCAGAGAAAGGCCAUGAGAGAGUCGUGAAAGUCCUCAUCAACAAAGGAGCACGGCUAUGUGCUGUGGACGGAAGCGAACAUACGGCCUUGCGGCUAGCAGCCAAAAAUGGGCAUGCCAAAACCGUUGGGACACUACUCAGUCAGCAGAAGAGUGAGAAAUUCGAGCAGAGCGAACUUGACAAUGCUUUACUCUUGGCUGCCGCCGGAAAGCAUACGGACACAGUCGACAAGCUUCAAAAGAAGGGAGCCAGGUCAGGCCCUCAAGAUUCCCAAGGAAUGACAGCCUUGCAUUGGAUAAUUGAAUUCAAACUUGACUGUAACAUUAAGUCACUCAUCGAACGCUUGGAGGAUGGAGAUGUGGAUAAAAAGGAUGACAAGAGGCAACAAUCAGCCCUUCUUCUGGCGGCAGAAAAGGGAGUGAGGGCUGCCGUACCUCAAUUACUCAAGAAGGGAGCCGAUGUGAAGCUCAAGGACUCAGAAGAACGAACGGCGCUGCAUUGGGCAGCCAUCGGACGCAAUGUGGAAAUCAUCGGAAAACUGCUCAAGUCGGAACCAAAGCCUGAGGUAAACGAGCAGGAUUAUCAAGGUCGAACGGCCUUACAUUGGGCUGCUCGAAGUGGAUCGAUCGAUGCAACAAUGCUCCUCCUUGAUGCAGACAUGCACGAUGUCACCGAAGACAAGCACGGCCAAUCAGCCUUGAUAUUUGCAGCGUGUAACGGACAAGCGGCAACGGUCAAGGCACUGCUCGAUAGGGGAAGUCCCCCAAAGGCGCAGGACCAUGAGCAGAAAACUGCCCUCGACUGGGCCGCAACCAUUGGAUCGGACGCAGUAGUCCGCCAAUUGCUUCCAAAGAUCGAAGUGGAUGAAUCUAGGAAGAAGGCAAUGGAACUGGCAGCGAAUGGACGUCACUUAUCUGUCGCGACAUUGCUCUACGAAAGUAUUAAGGACCCUAAAGUUCAGGCCUCGGUAUUCCCUACAGUUCUGUUCUUGGCAUCUGCCACCAAACAAUAUUCGUCAGUGGUUCGAAAACUCAUUGGAAGUGAUUUCGAUCUCAAUCACACAGACAAGCGGGGUCGAACAGCGCUGAUGCUGGCAGUCGAGAAUCGAAAUCGGCGGCUCACAAGCGAGCUUCUUGACCUCAAGGCGGAGACUGAUUUGAAAGACACGGAGGGAAAAACGGCACUGAUGAUAGCAACCCAAUUGGAUGAAUGGGAGAUGGUUGGAUUGCUACUACGGGCCAACGCCGAUCCAGAUGUCCAAGACAAACGGAACUACACAGCACUGCAUUAUGCUAUUGAAGCGGAAUCCUAUAUGGGUGUAGACCUGCUUCUUAGUAAGGCUAAUCCCGACAUCCCGGAUUUCCGUAACCGCACUGCAUUACACACAGCAAUAGAAAGGUUUGGACUCGGCCGUCCAGAAUUUUUCAGAGAAAGAAGGCGGAAGGGAAUUGUGAAGCUUUUGCUAUAUCACGGGGUGGGACUUGAUUUAAAGGACGGGCAAGGCCAGACUCCACUACACUUGGCCGUCCUCAAGGAUCGGUAUGACAUUGUGGAGCUGCUUUUGCCUUUUGAAGAUGGUGCCAUCUCCAGGCCCAUGCAACAAACACACGCCCUAGACAGCGAAGAUGCCGACGGGCGAACUCCACUACUGCUGGCAGCGGAGAAGGGAUACUAUUUUCUCGUGGACUAUCUGCUCAACAGUGGUUUCAGGCCAAAUGCUCAGGACAAAACAGGGCAAACGCCGCUGUUGCUGGCAGCGGAGAGAGGAGAUAGCCUAUCGGUAAAAGCGCUUCUAUGGAAAAACGCGGAUCCAAAUCUUCGAGGUCCUCGAGGGCGCACACCUUUAUUUCAAGCGGCACGGAAUGGCCAUGAAGAGAUUGUCAGAACUCUCCUUGAGAAAGAGAACGUAAACCUCGAUGCUCGAGACGCUAUGGGCCGGACAGCGCUGCUGCUCGCAGCCGAGAAUGGCCAUGCUGACAUCGUCAAAGAACUCUUAGAUCGCGCAGCAAACUCAACAAUUGCGGACUACGAGGGGAAGAAGGCAUGGCAGAAGGCUAUGGACAAAGGGCAUGCGUCCGUAGUCGGCAGACUUCUUUCUGUUCCUGAUGCGCCCAUCCAAGACAGGAAGUCUGUCAACGAAGCAUUACUGUUGGCAUCCAGAAGAGGUUGGGUCACACUGGUCGAAGUCCUGCUCGAGAAAAAAGCGGAUGUGAUAUAUCAGAGCCGAGAAGGGUGGACGGCGUUGCACAUGGCUGCCAUGAGUGGACACCAAGAAGUGGUACAGAAGCUACUGAAAAAGGAUUUGCACAUCAUCAUUAGAGACGGAAAAGGCCGGACCGCCCUCAUGCAAGCUACCGAACACGGAUUUGAGUCCAUUGUGGGAAUCCUGCUCGAAAGGGACGAGGUCAAGACCAACAUCGACGGUUGGAUGGGCCGAGAAGCGCUGUUGUUUGCGGCCGAGAAAGGUUACACCGGUAUCGUCAAGCUGCUCCUCGAGAACAGCGUAGACUGCAAUACCUUUGAUUCGGAAAAGAGAACGGCAAUGGCACGAGCUGCAGCAAAUGGACACGGGGCUAUCGUCGAGCUACUACUACAGCGAAAGGCAAAUUCGGCCAUCAAGGACGACCACGAUAGGACGGUUCUGCACCACGCAGCCUGGGGAGGCUACGAUGAUGUCGUAAGCAUCCUGCUGAAAAACGAGGUUGACUUCAGCGCUUCGGACAGCCGUGGACAAUCAGCACUACACCUAGCUGCGGAGCGGGCCUCGAAAGAAGUUGUUGAACGACUCCUUGAGAAGAGAGCCAAUGUCAACGCAAGGUCCAUGGAUGGUCAAACAGUGCUACACCGUGCGGCCUGGGGAGGUUCCUGCGAAGUAGUUAAGCUGCUACGCCAAAACGGUGCUGAUCCCUUCAUCCGCGACAACUCGGAAAACAAACCGUGGCAGGUUGCGGCAGAGAAGGGGCACGAGUCAAUAGUUCAGGUUCUCCUAGAGGAAGAGGAGAGUGUCUACGAUGAGCGCAUUCUGGCAAGAAAAGGGCUCAUCUUUGCCGCCCAGAUGGGGUAUGCAGACAUUGCGAGCUCGCUACUGAAAAAGGGGGCGGAAUCCGCCGUGAAGGAUAAGGACGGUCUUACACCACUUCACUGGGCCGCGGCACGAGGCGAUAAAGUACUCGUCGACUUGCUUAUAAGAGAAGGAGAUGGGUUGAUUGACAAGCAGGACUGCCAGCGGCGGACAGCUCUCUGCCUUGGCGUCAUACGUGCCCGAGCCGCAGUGGUGGAGACUCUGCUUCAGUGCGAUGCCGAUGCCAACAUCCCUGAUGAAAAAGGACGAACAGCUCUACACCAUGCAGCAGAGACUGGGAACUGGGAAAUUGUGCAUAUCCUACUCAACCACCAGGUUGACCCACAUAUCCGCGACUGCCAGAAGAAGAAAGCCUGGCAACUCGCAGCCGAAGCCGGCUAUCACCAGAUAGUCCGCUUAUUGUUGGAUAAAGAAGUCGUCGGGAACUCCCAGAGUCAAAAAAAGGAGGAGCUAUUUCUUAGGAUGGCCGAGGAAGGCAUGAUGCCAAUGGUCCAAGUGCUCCUUGAGAAGGGCGUGAACAAGGACGCAAAAGAUCGAUUCGGAAGGGUAGCGAUCGGCCUAGCCGCGGAGCACAGCAAAGACGAGGUUCUCGAGCUACUUCUUUCGAAGGGCGCAAACCCAGGAAUUCCGGAUUUGAGGAAGCAAACACCCCUUUUGUGGGCAGCAAAAGCCGGAAAUUCCAGAAUCAUCAGCUCCAUUCUCGGCGACAUCACCCCGACGGAGCGCUCAUGCAAUGAGUCUACUGCUGAACAUAGCAACGCUCUACCGAACUCAACGAAGGAUGUUAUCUCUAAGGCGGAAAUAUUAAACCACACCGACUCCGAGGGCCGUACAGCACUAUCCAUAGCCGUUGAGAAUCAGCACGAGAAUGCUGUGAGACUUUUGCUCGUCAAAGGCUCCCCGGACAUUGACGUCAACGUACAAGACAUAGCAGGAAGGACGGCAUUACACCUGGCAGCAGAAAACGGCAAUCGAAAUCUUGUUCAACUUUUGUUGAAGAAGAAGGCAAAGCAGGAUAUUCAAGACGACCUGGGACGGACAGCACUGCUCCUAGCAGCCGAACAUGAAAAGUAUUCCGUGGUCGAGGCUUUGCUCGAAGCCUCGGUGGACUAUUUGGAUGUAUCAGAUUCGCACAAGCGAACGCCUCUGCAAGUGGCCACCGAACGGGGAAACAAGGAUAUAAUCCAAUUACUGCUGAGCAGUGGGGCGGAUACAAAUCUUGUGGACGAAGAGGAGCGUACGGCGCUGCUGCUUGCAGCCGAGAAUGGCGACAAGGAGGCUAUUGAUCUCUUGUUGAAGAAUGGAGCCAACCGAGAACACGGAGAUGUGCAUAAGAGAACUCCCCUUCUCCUCGCCGUCGCAAAUGGAGACAAAGCAGUGGUGGAGACUCUCCUCGGCCAUCCUAAUUACGACAUGAGCAUCAAGGAUCGGCAAGAGCAUGAUCAGAAUCUGUUGCGCCUGGCAGUGCAGAGCGGGAACAAAGAAGUAGCGUGGCUCAUCGCGAGGCGGAUCGCAUCCAAUACACAAAACAGAGGCGCAAACGAAGAACGAUGCACACUCACGGAAGCUUCUCCAUACGAAUCUUCCAUGGCCUGA
Diplodia corticola is the source of this 7341-nucleotide messenger RNA. Its product is annotated as ankyrin repeat protein. The coding region runs from base 1 to 7341 and encodes 2446 amino acids. The record is from RefSeq and is a predicted model, not a curated record. The transcript has a single exon. NCBI's taxonomy places the organism in Eukaryota, Fungi, Ascomycota, Dothideomycetes, Botryosphaeriales, Botryosphaeriaceae. Gene Ontology annotation, molecular function: protein binding.